Messenger RNA from Anneissia japonica, 2196 nucleotides. RefSeq names its product inactive peptidyl-prolyl cis-trans isomerase FKBP6-like. The record is from RefSeq and is a predicted model, not a curated record. NCBI's taxonomy places the organism in Eukaryota, Metazoa, Echinodermata, Crinoidea, Comatulida, Comatulidae. Gene Ontology annotation, molecular function: peptidyl-prolyl cis-trans isomerase activity; protein binding.
GAUGCACAGGAAUUUAUGGUACCUCUGAAAGAAUGUGUUGAUAUGGAGGAGCUUUUAAAAGAAGACAGUAAAGGAUGCGAGUUUGAGAUUGAUGAAGAUCAGCUACCACCUAAUCUGCAAGGGGAAAAUAACUUUUUUGAUAAUGAAGAUAUCUUUAAAAAUUUGACCCGUGCCAGCCUGUUAAAAGGACAUGAUGAUGAUGCAUCAUCAGGAGAUGAUGAUUUGUCUUUUGACAAAGUUGGUCUGAAAAUGGAAGACAUCACUAAAGAUGGUGGAGUUAAGAAAAAGAUCAUCAAACAAGGAACAGGGGAGAUCGUAACAUCUGGAGUCUCAGUUAGGGUUCACUACAAUGGAUUCUUAGAAUUUUCAGAUGAGCCGUAUGAUUCAAGUCGUUUGAGAAAUAAACCACAACACUUCAAGUUAGGAGAAGGUGAAGUGAUCCCAGGCAUGGAUAUUGCUGUAUCCACUAUGAAGAAAGGGGAAAUGUCCCAGUUUCUUAUACAGUCAGCCUAUGCAUUUGGAAAGAAGGGAGUGCCACCAAGAAUACCAGAGGAUGCAACAAUAUUGUUUGAGAUUGAAUUGCUGCACUUCACGGAUGAUUGUAUAACUGAUAAUCCAGGUAAAGAUGCAGAUUGGAAAGAGGUUCUUAAAGUUGUGAACAGUCACAGACAAAUGGGAAAUGACCUGUUUAGGUCAAAUGCAAUACACAAAGCUUUCAAUAAAUAUCAGAAGGCUUAUAGACUUCUUGAGGAUGCUCGUCUCAAAAAUGAAUUUGAAGAAGAGGAGAUGAAAGCAGUGAUGCUUAAAGUCUGCCUGAAUAUGUCAUUGUCUUCCUUCAAAUUAGGCAAUUCCCCAAGAGCUGUCACAUUUGCUAAUAAAGCUAUUGCUAUAGAUGCGAAAAAUGCCAAAGCUCAUUUUAGGAAGGGACAGGCUUUACUCCAUUUGAGUGACUUCAGUCGAGCUAGAGGAAGCCUAAAGACCGCACAGAAGCUUGCACCAAAUGAUGGUAGUAUUGUAAAAGAACUGCAUAAGUUAGAGAAAGCAUGUAAGACAUUCAAAACCCUGGAAAAGGACAUGUGUUCAAGAAUGUUUAUGAAGUCUAAAGCCAAACCGAAUGAGGAUUCUAAAGUUGAAAAAGAAAAAGAAACUGAAACUGUUUGUGCUAAAUCUUUUGAAGACCAAGUAAAUGAGAGCUUGAGUGCUUUUGAAGCUGAUGAAUCUACUUGCAAGGUAUUUCCAAGUUCAACAUUAAGCACAUCUGAAAAGGAAUUUAUCCUGAAGAAAGCAGAGAGUUUGGGACUACGUGUAAAAACCUGUGAAGAGUCUACUGGUUAUGAUGUAAUAAGAGUAACUAAGCCACAGUAUGAUUGAAGAAAAUGUAGGCUUUCAAGCAAGCAUUAAGUUGCAGCCACUAAGCUGACCUGCAAAUUUGCAUCUUCAUAAUUUGGCAAUGAACCAGAUCGUUUGGCAGCCACCUCUCCCCCUACUCUUCCAAAGGAUGUAGUGGCACACAAGCCAGAUGUGUAUACUGGACCUCUGGCUUUGUCUUGGUUUUACCAACUGAACUCUGGGUGAGGAGCAUUUCACCAACGCCAAUGUUAAAGAUGUAUUGUCCCUUGCAAAAAUAAGUGUAUUUCACUCAUAACUUUACAGCGAAAAAUGAUAGAAAAACUUCCAGAAGUUUUUUUUUAUUAUUUUUAUUAUUGUUUUCAAGAAUAAAAGUCAGGGUACACAUUUUUUAAUAUAAUAAUUUCUAUGCUCAUGUUUUUAGGUGAAAUCAUAGGUGGGGCUGUUAAAUUUUUUAAAGUAAAUUUAGGCACACAAACAUCAUCUUCAGAGUGAUGCUAUGUCUGAUCCAUAUGGACUACUUGAUACACCUGGUGUUUCCAUCAGCUGCUUGAUCAAUUAUAUUAGAAUGAGCUCAGUCAAUGACAUGGUACCGCCACCUAUUUGUGUUGUUUUAACAAUAAAGUUGUCAUUCUGAAGAUGAUGUUCCUGCAAUGAACAUCAAAACUGUUAGUAGAAGUCAGUUCAAGUAAAUUGGUUGGUAAUCAUAGACAAUUUUUCACAUAUUACCUACAAACCAGAUGAAUGUUUUUGAAAGGUGGGCUUCUUGAGAUUAAGCCCAUGAGGCUUCAAUUAAAGGUUUUACAGUACUUUUUUCAGUGAACUAAUAAACUUGAACUAUAAAAUGAA